AUGAACGGCUUCAGCUUCGUCGCGACUGCUGGUCUACUGCUACUCAGCUGCAUUCCGGCGGUGCUUGCAGCUGCAGAGUGCUCGUCAGCUGUGAACGACUCCAUCACGGCCACAAUCGACAACGGGCCGCUCGUCAGCUCGUGUGCGAGUGUGCGGCUCGACGUCAACUCGCUGUUCGACGUGCUCAGAUUUUCUCCGCGUGAUUUCCUCCUCUUCUGCCGAGCCCCGAGCUGCGCCAAACCAGUGAGGUCGCUGCUCAACUCCAUUCCGACGGACUGCCUUAUCAACUACCAUGGAUCGGCGCGCAACCUGUCCGCUGAAGUCUCGAGUUUGUACCGCGAGUGUGCUAAGGUCGUCGGCGCAGCGGACCAGACUGACGAGGACUACGUCUACAGAUAUUUCCUGGACUAG
Molecule: messenger RNA, 411 nt
Organism: Phytophthora sojae
Lineage: Eukaryota; Oomycota; Peronosporomycetes; Peronosporales; Peronosporaceae
Gene: SOL11C
Product: elicitin
Exons: 1
Coding region: 1-411 (136 amino acids)
Cellular component (GO): extracellular region
Source: RefSeq, a predicted model, not a curated record